GCCGCUCAAAAAGCAAGGCUUACUCAAAGCUCAAUAUCCAGAAAAGUGGGCUAGACCUUGGAAGUGGAUCAAGGAGGCAAGAGAGAUUGCGGAACCAGUGUGCCAGUCGUUGUAGUUCUCGGUGGGAAGCCAAUUCUGCGGACCGGUAGUGGGAAGCUCUUGCACCGUUUCCGGCCACCUCAGCGGGAAUCGCAGACGCAAGGAGUUGGCUUGUAGUGAACUGAGCUGGAGGUGUAACUGUUGUUGCGGCGGAAAAAGUGAAGACGACACCCAAGGUUGUGCGGGCCAGUGCUGCGUCCCAGUAGUCUGUGAAGAUGGUGUUGCUAACAAUGAUUGCCCGGGUGGCGGACGGGCUCCCGCUGGCCGCCUCGAUGCAGGAAGACGAACAGUCUGGCCGGGACCUUCAGCAGUACCAGAGUCAAGCUAAGCAACUCUUUCGAAAGUUGAAUGAACAGUCCCCUACCAGAUGUACCUUGGAAGCAGGAGCUAUGACUUUUCACUACAUUAUUGAACAGGGGGUGUGUUAUUUGGUUUUGUGUGAAGCAGCCUUUCCCAAGAAGUUGGCUUUUGCCUACCUAGAAGAUUUGCACUCAGAAUUUGAUGAACAGCAUGGGAAAAAGGUGCCCACUGUGUCUAGACCCUAUUCCUUUAUUGAGUUUGAUACCUUCAUUCAGAAAACCAAAAAGCUCUACAUUGAUAGUCGUGCUCGGAGAAACCUAGGCUCCAUCAACACUGAAUUGCAAGACGUGCAGAGGAUCAUGGUGGCCAACAUUGAAGAAGUGUUACAACGGGGAGAAGCACUCUCAGCAUUGGAUUCAAAGGCUAACAAUUUAUCCAGUCUCUCCAAGAAAUACCGCCAGGACGCGAAAUACUUGAACAUGCGUUCCACUUACGCCAAACUUGCAGCCGUAGCUGUAUUUUUCAUCAUGUUAAUAGUGUAUGUGCGAUUCUGGUGGCUGUGAAGUAGUGAAUGUAGUCACUGGUAAAGGAGAAACUAGAACCUGACAGGUGUAUGUUUUCAGGAAGCUGCGCUUACAGGGAUGUGUAUUAGAAUCCAAGUGGAACUUCUGCCUCUAAAGACCUUGCAAGAACAAGUCCUGAAAAUGAAAGGUUACACCUCAUUUAAUGAAGCUUAACCUUAUGCAGAAAGUCUCUUUGGGGGGCAGAGGCUUUCUCUGGGUGCUAAGCCAUAUAUGUUAGGGAACAGUAGAUAGUUUUAUUUUGUUUUUUCUUUCCCAGUACAUUUUUAAAAUAUCACUGACUGGGGCAUUCUCAUUCUCUAAUGGAGCCAUCAGUGAGGUUUAGCUUAGCCAGCCUGUGCUAGCAACAUUCUUAAAUUCCUUGAAAGAAGGCAGCCCUUUGGGAAGAUUUUUGACUCUGAUCAACAUUCCUUUUGUUGGUGACAGUUGUGAUUUUCAGUAAUCUAAGUUUUUGAUGGCCUUUCAAACAAGACUCCAGUAUGUGAAGGUUAAUCGCUGUGCUGCACAGAUCUUGUCUGUUGGCCCCUGUAGGAAGUUAACCUUUGUUGUUUUCCUUCUGUAUUUUGCUUAUUGCACAAUUGCUUUAGGGUUAAAUGAAUUAUAUUGAGAUGCCUUGAAAUUAUAUUAUAGCACUCCUCAAGUAAGAGACUAAAACGUUUUCUCUCAUUUACUCCUUCUAUAAGACUUAAAUUAGUUUGGGACAUUAUUGAUUUUAUUUUGCGGCAUCUGGUUUAUGUUAAUAUAAGAAAGAGUGAGUAUAGCACAUGGAUAGUGAGGCCUCUGGCUUAAGGGAAAGGAAGGCCCAGCUCAUAACUAUGGUUUUGUCCUGCCCCUUCCUCACUUUCUCUUCCACAGUUUUUCUCACUCUUUUGUUUUCCUCCUGCCACAAUUUGCUAACAUUUUAAAAUUUCCCUGGGCCCAAUAGUUUUAUGUUCCAUAAACAUCUUCUCAGGAUAUUCUCAAAUUUCCAAAUGGAAAAUGUUCAGCAAUGUAGUUAAAGUUUUUGCAGAUCAGCUACUCAAACUACUAAAUACACUCACCUGAGAAAGUCUGAGAGCACCUCAUUCCUGUUUCAGUUUAUGUAAAUUCUCUGAGAAUGACCUAGAGACAGCUAAAUAAUUAAAGUACCUAUGAUUUUUUCCUUUUUUGCUCACGGAUGAUGGGGAUUUCCUUUUACCUUCUGGGGUAGAAUUUUUUAUAUGGGGAGAAUAGGCCUUUUAAAUAUUAUCAUAAUAUAAACCUAUUAACUCCUGCAUAUACUGCAAAUAUUUCUUUAAAUUAUAUAGAAAAAUGAGCCAACUUCUUAAAACCUUUGAAAGAAAUUUAACCAGUAAGCAAUUUUAUAAUCCAGAGGGUUCAUCAAAGCCACUGUCCUUAUUGCUGGUAGAGAAAAAGUCUUACUUUCUUAUAACAAAGCAAGGGGAAAUGCAUAUUUUAUUCCUGAUAAUUUACAGAACUAGAAUUGUUUUUUCCUUUCUAUUAUGGACCGAAAUCUGCCAGUUGGAGUUUUGUGCAUGAAGUAUAUGGAAUUGCUUUUUAUAGAGAAUAAGUGCUUUUAAGUCCUUAAACGGCCUCUAAGUAAUGAUGUUGGUAAUAGCCUUUGAAAGGCUGGAACCUAAGUAGUGGUACCAUAGCAUUUGGUGCUUCUGUAGGACUGGAGAGUGGCAGCUCAUUGUUUAGAGUUGCAUGCUGCAAUCUAAUGGUCAGCACUGAAAUAAAUACUUCUAGAAUGUU
This is a messenger RNA of Otolemur garnettii (small-eared galago), 2714 nucleotides long. It is a transcript of the gene SEC22B, whose product is annotated as SEC22 homolog B, vesicle trafficking protein. NCBI's taxonomy places the organism in Eukaryota, Metazoa, Chordata, Mammalia, Primates, Galagidae. Gene Ontology annotation, cellular component: Golgi membrane; SNARE complex; endoplasmic reticulum membrane. Bases 315 to 962 code for a protein of 215 amino acids. Gene Ontology annotation, molecular function: SNAP receptor activity. The record is from RefSeq and is a predicted model, not a curated record. Gene Ontology annotation, biological process: endoplasmic reticulum to Golgi vesicle-mediated transport; retrograde vesicle-mediated transport, Golgi to endoplasmic reticulum; vesicle fusion with Golgi apparatus. The transcript has 5 exons.